UCCGGUAACAAUAUUUGUAAAUGUCGUAAUCUACGACAUCUGUUUACAACGCAUAACGGUGUGUUUUGUAUUUUCUGGGUGUAUUUAAUACGUAUUAAUUGUUCGUGACGUCUUAGAUGUGGAUGAUGGACUGAAGGAUCCAUGUCGAUUGAGGUGAAAAUGCCACUCUUCAGGAAGCAAAGUGAAAAAGGAAAGAAGCGUCAGGAGAGACAGGAGUAUUUGGCCCAGGAUAAUCCAGAGCCGACGUUUGAUCUGUCAGCAUGUGAGAUAAGUCAUAUUCCUUCAGGAGUGUUUGCAAGAUGCAAGAUUCUGCAGAAAGAAGCCUUGCUGCUGCAUGACAACUGGCUGGGUUCCAUCUCAGGGGGAAACUUCUCGGAUCUGAUCACACUCAGGGUGUUGGACGUCCACAACAAUGAGAUUAAGGUUAUACCUGAAGAUAUAGGAAUACUUGUAAACUUACAGGUGUUGAGUUUGGAGGGCAACAAGUUGAAGAAGAUUCCAGAUACAAUAGGCGACCUCCGUUCACUCCAGACUCUGAACGUUAAAAAGAACAAAAUCAGCCAUUUGCCCGACACAAUGUGUGAACUGCCUUGUUUGCGGCUUCUGGACAUCUCAGAUAAUGAAGUUACCUCCCUUCCUAAGAGGCUGUGUUACAUCCGCACCCUGGAAACACUUGUACUCGAUGCAUCCCGUAUGAAAUACCCAGAUAAAGAGAUCUGUAAGAAGGGUACAGAGGACACCAUGAAGUUUCUAUGCAGCGCGAAUGGACUUGAGUACCAGCCCCCCUCCAACUUCCUGCUCAACAUCCUGGAGCCCCCGAAGCCAGUCGCCUCAUCCUGGAGUAGCAACUCGCUCAAGGCCUAUCAGGAGGAGGCCAAGAUGAUGAAAUCAUUGGAACAGUAUCAAGAUGUGGUGGACAAGAAGCGAGAAGACAGGACGUACCUGGAGAAGAUGAUGCGCGAGGAGCAGGAGGUUCAGGCCAUCAUGGCCGCCAAGGUCAUGUCUCAGAAACAGAACCUUGUAGAUGCCAUAGCCAAGGACCAAGAGCGAAUCUUAGACGGCUUGAAUCAGCUCAGUGAGAAGAAGGGUAUGGAAAGAGAAAUGAUGUUCGGGGAACUCAAAGAAGUGGAGAAGAGUGCUGACGAGCUGUUGGUCCACCUGCUGGACAUGACAGAGAAGGCCAAGAAGACGGAGGAGCUGCUGGAUGAGCUGGAGCAGGAGAGGAGUGUGAAGGACGGACUGUUUGAGGUGAGGUGGGAAGAGUUUCAGACUCUUCGGAAGCAGGAAGUUCUUCGAGCGAUGAAGUGGAUCCUCCAGGACGACGAGGGGAUGGAGAAACUGAGACAAGAGUACACCAUCGAUAAGGACAACCAGAACAAGAGGAACCUCGAACAAGAGACCCUGAUAGCUGGUGAUCAGGUGGAGAGCUGUCUUUACCACCGGCAGGCCCAUCAGAAGGUUGUCAUGGAAACGCUAGCUGAGCAGGAGCAACUACAGAAGCAAGCGUUUGAAGCGCUGUUGGUGGCCAAAGAUGCCAAGAGCAACCGAAUCAACAGCCAGAUCAAGCUGAUCGAGGAGCAGUUGAUACAGCUGACUCUUGUGGAGCAGGAACGGAAGGAUGCACGGGCAGAGAUGGAGCUGAACCUGAUAGCUGAUAAGCGAAUUGCAUUGUCGGCGAUGUUGGCACAGCUGUUGGAGGAGCGAGACAUGAGACAGGUGGAAAUCAAGAAGAGGCUGCAUGAGAUGGAUGGCAAGUGUGUCUGUGUGUUUCAGAGAUUUGGACAGACAGACUACUGGCUGGUGCAGACAUACUACUGGCUGGUGCAGUACCAGCGUCUCAUGGACAAGAAGCCACAGAGACUCAUCGAUAGCGAGAACGCUCUUGAGGUGGAGGUGGUGAAAAUUCUGCGCAAGUCAGGAGCAGAUGACUACUUGCCUUUGUUUGCACGACACAAGAUCACCAUAGAAACCAUUGUUCAACUUACAGAGGAUGAUCUGAAACAGGUUGGUGUUCACGAAGUCGGCCUGCGGAAGUCCAUCUUGCGCUAUACAGAAGAGAUGAGAGUGGAGAACAAACUAGGGGGGAUAACUCCUACUGUGGAGACACCAGCCAAGCAGGUUGCUACCUCUAUGGAAGAGCCGUCAUCGUCAACACAUGUCGAGCCAUCUGCCCCCGAGGAGCCUGCUGCUGGCGCCAUGUUUCAGAGACAGAAGUCCAUUAUCGCACGGGGGAUGAACUCCGAGUGCUCCAUUUGUCUGGAGAGAGAGUCCCAAGUGAUCUUCCUCAACUGCGGACAUAUUUGCUGCUGUGUCAUGUGUUGUGGGCCACUGACCAUGUGUCCGCUGUGUCGAGCACCGAUCGUACAGAAGAUCAAGAUUUCACAGCAGACAUGAAUGACCUUCACCUCAGCAGUUCAGCAAAACCAGUUUCUCUUCCAUAUACAGGAACUUGUGGAGAUGCAUUGGAGCUAUAUUAUUUUGUAUUGGUGAACUGUAGCUUGUGGCCUUUAUGAUUGUUCAUUAGUAGCUGUGAUGAGCGUAGGGACCUAGGACCAUGGUAAUGGCGAAAAGACGAACUGGCCUCGGUGGUACGUGAUUAUGGAAGAUUUACCCAUUCCACGUUGUCUUUGUUAUUUAAAGAAUAAAAGACAUUAUUGUUUUGUUUUUGUUUUCACCCUGAUGGAUUGUAGUCCAUCCUUAUAUGUUUACCUUUCUAAAAAAACAAUCUGAGAAAUUGUUUUGACAUGGAUUAAAACUGUACAGUAUAUUACUAAAGCCCUCUGACAGACUAGGUUUUGGGACUCAUUUAUUGUGUGUGAUUAAACUAUUAUUGAAAAGCAAGAUAAUCUUGCUCUACAAAGAAUCUUAGCUUAAUUUGUUACUACCAGUCCUGAGGUCAAGGUCAGUUGAAGGUUGCCACCUAUUGUAAUGGCAGGAUGAUAUCAUUUGGUAUACAAAUGUUGCAAUAAGUUGAAGCAUUUAAAUAAUAGCUGUUCAUUUUGAUAUAAAGAAUGAUUAGACAUUGUCCUUUUGAUACUUGCAUGAAAUUAUGUGUAUAGUCGAUGUACAGAUUUACCCAUUUUGAAUGUAAAUAGUUUUUGUAUAUGUGUGCAUGUUGUAGUGUUGUGUAGUUGACUGCUUGCAUGUGGAGUGGGUUCUACUUGGUAGAAGGACCAGAGAUUGAAACAUUACUAGAAUAUCUGUGAUACAAAAUGUUGGCAAAGUUAAUAACACCUUUGUCGGAGCCCGUAGUUCCAUAAACAAUGCCUAGGUGAUUACUUACUGAUCAAGCCAGUAUUUGUUGGAUGUCAAAAGUGUGAUACAGAUGAUAGUAAAGUGCUAAAUUAUUGUGCAUGGUUGGACGUUGGUCCAGUGGUCUGUUACACUGACUAACAAUUUAUUGGCUGCAAAUGGAAAGAGUAUUUUGGAGACAUUCACACUACAAAUGGGAACAGACAGAAUUACGGUCUCACAUAAUGUUCCAAUACUAUCAGAAGUUAGAGAUCUGUUACAUAGUUUUACUGACACAAUAGCGUGAAUGUAGAGACGGACAUUAUUCCUGUACUUUACAAUCUGAGGGCUGCAGUAGUAACUAUGGCAUGUAUGAAAUAACAUAGCCACCAUCUGGACCUGGUAUCUGCUAGGGUUUUGUUGUGUAUAUGUUUGUAUAUAUUUACAUGUAUAUAUCAUAGGAUAGAUUGUUGAGUUGUAGACACAGCGAUGAAAUGUACAGUAGUGUUCUCCAUCUACUGCAAUUGGACACUGAUAGGUGUUAAGGUUUGGACUCUGGGACAGAACAAAAUGGACAAGGGACCAUGUGUCAUAAAACCCAGUCAAGACUCAAGUAAUUUGGUGACUGUGUGAAGUCUGGUGAAUGGAAGGUUUAAGUUAUCUCCCCUGGACAGGUACAUAAGUCCUUGACAUUGGACACAAGUCCAUCUUAACCCAACCUGCUCUCAGUUAGCCCUCGGAGCCCAAGUGAAGUUAGAUACAUUAUUCUCUGUGGGGUUGUAGCAUUAUGAAUUAGGACUGCCAUUGUUUGUUAAGAUGUGGACAAAAGAGGCUAAAAUAUGCGUUAAUGUGUUUGAGAGAAGAAUGUUUUCGUUAUCAAGAUAUUAGUUACUGAGUUAAUGUCGUACUUUGGAAGAACAAUAACAUAGAUUGCCUCGAAGUCAGAAGGAAUUUCAAAACACAGAUUGUUGGCAGAGAAUAAUCAUAAAACAAGUAAUGAUGACUGAAAUGCAUCUGUAUAUAUCCUGCUGUUUGUUGAGAACAUUUCCAACACUGGUCAUAGUAGUGUUUGUAUCACUGUUGGUCACAGGCUGCUAGAUAACCCAGGCUAAUAUCCAGUGUAUGAAAAAAUGCCUGUCCGACCACCCGAGACGGGAUAGAUUUCUGACUGAUGGUCUAAAUUUACAGCUAGCCAGUCCGAUGGUCUGGUAAAAUAUUUAGAUUACAUGUUCAUAGACUGAGUAAUUUUCUUUGGAUUGUCUGGUCUGGUUAAAUCCAUUUUGGGCUGCUAACAUUUUGAAGUUACCAGCCCUGAUGUCUGGCUUGGAUGUUGGCUUAUUUCAUACACUGCUAAUAUCCCACCUCAAUAAUGGCUCUACAUUAUCCUAGCCAGGUGAUCCCAGCGAGUUAAACCCCAGUUACAUAAUUCCAGUCAGUUACCCUCAGUGGGUAACCUCAGCUACUACUCCAGCCAGAUAACCCCAACUACUCACUCCAGCCAGAUAACUCUAGCCAUAUAACCUCAGCUGAUUAUUCUUGUCACUUUUAGUAUUUUCAAAAGUAAAUGUUCACAAGAUGGUAUAGUGGCGAUACAAUGGUUUGUCUGCCUGCUGCUCACUGUGUGGAGUUACCUCCCUUAGCUCUUUCCACAGAUAUUAGCUGAUUGUGUCAUUUCCUCCAAUGAAAGUCCUCAGCCUGUGACAUUGGGUUGGUUGUGUCCACAGUAUAUUUCUAUUGUCCCCAUUGAUAUUCUUCCAACAUUGAGGUGCCAUGUUUUGAUUUAGCUGAAAUAUGUCCGAAAUCCCACGCACACUUAAUAUAUUCAUACAAUUGAAAAAAUGCAUUUGAAAAUAUAAUUAUUUUAAUCAAUCAGCGUAGAUGCAUGUUGUAUUUUGUAGUGAAUCAGCUGUUAACUAACCAGUUUUUCUGCCGUGUAUAGAAUAUUUUCAUGAAAGUUAUUUUCAGAAUAUUCAACUUGCCCAGCAUUACCAAGUUCUGAUUUGUUUUGUCAGUGAGGUACACGAGGUACGUGAUCUCGGCUACAGUUGUCACAUGACUCCUUUGAGAGGCAGUUACAGGUUGGAGCAGUAAGGAAGGUUAACAAUGUACGGAUGAACACAUUCUUCAUUAUAGUGACAGCAACGUUUCGGUGCCUCACUCUCAGAGUGUGGGUUCAUCCCAGAUGGGACUGAGCACCCUGUGUACUUUACUGACAAAGCAGGAAAGAGUUCCUUACGUAUCCCCUGCCUAUUUUUGCGAUGAGCAAACACUAUAGUUCAGUCUAUAGUUUAUAGUUAAAUUAGGUGGGGGCAAGUAAGGAACUCUUACCACAAAGCAUAAUCCCAAAUGUAACAUAUGUUCUGAACUGAUGCUCAUUUCAUUCUACUUUCAAUGUUUAUUAUACAAUUUUGUAUUGGUACUUGACAUUAUAUGUACAUGUUGUAUAUACCCUAAAACCUGCUGCUGUGUUACGGACACUCAAUUUGAAAUUGGUGUUUUCUAGCGUUUUCUCCCUAAAAUUAGAGAAUUGUCUGUUUCUGACGUCUACAAACACAGCUUGAUCCAGCUAAAACCAAUGUAGUUACAUAUUUUACACAAUUGUUUAUUAAUAUAAUAAUGACUCAAUAUAUUGCAGCAUUGUUUCUCUGUUACUAUAGUUACUGAUGUUUUAUACACACCCACAACUUUUGUGUUGAUCUCUUUUUGAACAUGGUGAAGUCGUGGCUGGUUUGAACGUAAAUACGUGCUAAUGUGUCAGUAUGGCUGUAGAGUGAUGGUGACGAUGGUUCAGGGAUAUAUGUAAAACACGUAGCUAGAUUGGUCUGCCCUUAACAAUGAUCUGUUUCCUUCAAGACAUGUUAGAAUAAACACAAUUAUAACUUGAUAUUAUCAGCAUAGAAGAAUCAUUUUUUAACUCAUCUAAGACAGUACUCCAUUCAGCGUUUCUGCAGUAGCGGUUUGUCCCUGUAUAUAUAUACAUGUUGAUAAACUGAUUUUUUUUUAUUAUUGUUAUCUUAAUAUGUUAGCUCCUUAAUUGUAUAUAACAGUAUUAAAAACAUUAUCACAGUGCCCAUCAUUUACACCACUGGGCCAGGUUUCAGGAAGCUGUCUUAGAGCUAAGGCUGCUGCAACCAGGACACAAGAAUAUCUUAUUGCUGAAGCUAUCUUGAGCUUAUUGGAUGAUUUAGGAAUUAUAGCAGUGAUCUUAGUACUGUUGUAAAUCUGUGUCAUAGCAUGGAGUUAUGAUCACAUCUUAGCAUGAAGAUAAAUGGGCCAAGGUCUCAGUGGAACUUUAAAUUGGUUGUGCAUGUACUUUGUAAUAUUUUUUUUAAUAUUGUGUUUUAUUUAGUGAAUGAGUGAUGUCACCAUUUCUUUGGUUACAAUACACUAUUUUCCUGUCAACACCAGUGAAUAUAUUUAACUGUUAUUUAGUUUUGUCAAUGAUAGAAAAGAUGGGACUGAUGUUUUAUAUAGCAUUUGCCCGAGGUGUCCAUUAUUACAGUGUUUGUCAGCACCUUCGCCUUCAGUAGCGAGGCAUACUGUGAGCAUUCCUCAUCCUUUCAACUGUGAUGAUGUGAAGAAACUGAAAUGUGUCUACUGCUUUUUUUGAAAAUUGAAAUCCAACUCACUGUCAUUCACACACAAUGCAUCACAGGCCACAAUAAAUUAUUUUAUUUACAUCCAUAUUUUUUGGAUUAAGGAGUAUUUUGUUUUUAUUGCAGUUUGUGUUUGAUAACCAACAUCAUCAUUAAAGAGUGUGAUUGAUGUAAAGCACUGACAUGUGUGUGUGACUAGGUGAUGGUCAGCAGGUGCUUGGGCCAGUGUUGGAUCUGAGGCAGGUGCUUGGUACAGAGCAAGGCAGGGAUGAUGGAAUCUUUUAUUGUGGCCUAGUGAUGUAGUAGGACAUUUUAAAGUCUCAUUUGUUUUCAGGAAAAGGCAUUAACUGAUGUGUUGUAAUGUCAGGCACUGAUUUGUCCAUGCACAAUUUGAUCAUUCAUGGUCCACUGUCAUAAAGCCGGGAUAUUGCUGAGCUACAAACAAUAUACAUUACGUCAUAAUACUGACAAAAAAACCUGGCAUUUUAUUGGCAUUAAGACAAUAACAACUUCUAUGAUUCUUUGGAAUGCUGAUUCAAGCUACUUUUUGCCCCUUCAGCAAAAAUUAAUCACUUAAUAUGGUAUCAUUAAAAAAGUUUCAUGCAUUCAUGAAUAAACUACAGUGUGCUUCA
This is a messenger RNA of Haliotis rubra (blacklip abalone), 7459 nucleotides long. Its product is annotated as E3 ubiquitin-protein ligase LRSAM1-like. The coding region runs from base 142 to 2394 and encodes 750 amino acids. The record is from RefSeq and is a predicted model, not a curated record. The transcript has 24 exons. Lineage: Eukaryota; Metazoa; Mollusca; Gastropoda; Lepetellida; Haliotidae. Gene Ontology annotation, molecular function: protein binding.